CUGGCUGGCUGGGCGUCUGGCUGCUGCUUUGGGUUUCUCACUUUAUUUAUUUUGCCAGUUUUUCUUCUUUUUUGAAGGCUGUUUUCUGCUCCAUGUUGUGUUUCCAGUGUUGUCUCUCUCACUGUCUCUCUCUCUCUGUCUCUCUCUCUGUGUCCUUCUCUGUUGGCUAUCCUCGCUCUGCCUCUCAUCUGCCUUCACCCUCGCUCUGCCUCUCAUCUGCCUUCACCCUCUUCUACCCCCAACCUCACCCUUUCUCUCAGGUUUCUCUCAUCUUGGUCUCACUAAUCUCUGUCUCUCUCUCUCUCUCUCUCUCUCUCUCUCUCUCUCUCUCUCUCUCUCUCUCUCUCUCUCUCUCUCUCUCUCUCUUCCUCUUUCUGUGUCUCUCUCUCUCUCUCUCUUCCUCUUUCUGUGUCUCUCUCGUGAGUCAUGGGGAAGACAGAGUUGUUCUCGGUCUAUAAGAGAUGUCUGGACUGUUUAUGCCUCUGCUUCUCUCGUCGCAGCCGUGAGGCGCCAGGCAGGAAGGGAAGGGACAGAGAGAAAGGUCACCUGGUGUACCAGCCGGGAGACCUCCUGCAGGAGAGAUAUGAAAUUGUUAGCACGCUAGGGGAGGGCACCUUCGGCAAGGUCAUUCAGUGUGUGGACCAUGAAAGGGGUGGGUCUCGUAUAGCUCUGAAGAUCAUCAAAAACAUGGAGAAGUACAGGGAAGCUGCCAAACUGGAGAUCCAUGUUCUGGAGACGGUCCAGGAGAAAGACCCACACAACAAACAGUGUGUAGUGUGUAGUGUUCUGUGUGUACGGAUGCUGGACUGGUUCGACUUCCACGGACACAUGUGCAUCUCCUUCGAGCUUCUGGCCCUCAGCACCUUCGACUUCCUGAAGCAGAACAACUUUCUGCCAUAUUCCAUCGCCCACAUACGUCACAUGACCUACCAGAUCUGCAAAGCCGUCAACUUUCUCCAUGACAACAAGCUGACUCACACAGACCUAAAACCAGAAAACAUCCUCUUUGUGAACUCUGACUACACUGUCUCGUACAACGCUGAGAAGAAGUGCGAGGAGAGGAAGGUGAAGGACACCUCGGUGAGGGUGGUGGACUUUGGCAGCGCCACAUUCGACCACGAGCAUCACUCUGUGGUCAUAUCCACCCGCCACUACCGCGCCCCCGAGGUCAUCCUGGAGCUGGGCUGGAAACAGCCUUGUGAUGUCUGGAGUUUAGGCUGCAUUCUGUUUGAAUAUUACCAAGGUUUCACCAUGUAUCAGACUCAUGACAAUAUUGAGCACUUGGCAAUGAUGGAGAGAAUACAUGGACCACUGCCAGUCAGGAUGAUGCUCAGGAGCAGGGCUAACGGGAAGCAGAAGUUCUUCACCCGAGGGAGGCUGGACUGGAACGAGAACUCCAAGGAAGGGAAAUAUGUCAAAGAGAAAUGCAAACCACUGAGGAAAUACCAGCUGUCGAAGGGUAUAGAGCACCAUCAGUUGUUGGAUCUGUUGGAGAGGAUGUUGGAGUACGAGCCCUCCAGUCGUAUCCCCCUGUCCUCGGCACUCCGUCACCCCUUCUUCCUGCCCCUCCAGGAGGUCAGACGAAGCAACGUCUGGGACAACAGCACAUGACCCGGCGUCACCUCUGCUCUUAUGACCUUUGACCCCUAGUGUGGCUGUGGACAUGUUUGUCAUCACAGUCUCCUUAAAUAUGUGACUCCCUGAAACCAAGUCUUCCUUCAUCUACCCCCCCCCCCUAUGGAGAAGUCAGGUGGCUGAGCGGUGAGGGAAUCGGGCUAGUAAUCCGAAGGUUGCCAGUUCGAUUCCCGGUCAUGCCAACUGACGUUGUGUCCUUGGGCAAGGCACUUCACCCUACUUGCCUCGGGGGAAUGUCCCUGUACGUAAGUCGCUCUGGAUAAGAGCGUCUGCUAAAUGACUAAAUGUAAUGUAAAUGUAAAUGUAUCUACCUCUUCACCCAACCCUCUUUUCUCUCCGGUGUGGGAGUCAUUACUGAAAAGCAAAGGGAGUAGAAUCAUUUGAAGACAUUGUUUGAAAGUCACCAACGGCCAAUCAAAAUUGCUGUGAGAAUAAAUCGAGACUCCUGAUUGGAUGGGAGCGACUGGGCGGGUGCGAUGAGCCGAGGUUCCACACUCACCUGACAGACCCUGGCCUUCCCCCUACUGAAGCACACACACACACACCACACACACCACACACACACACACACACACACACCACACACACACACACACACACACACACACACACACACACCACACACCACACACACACACACACACACACACACACACACACACACACACACACACACCACACACCACACACACACACCUCACACACACCACACACACCACCCAUGACUGGGACUCGUUUGGUGGAACAUACUUUGUCAGGGACAGAACUGUGAAGUUGAAAAUGUUGACUGUUAUGUGAUGAUGAUCCUUAUGUUUGUGCUCAACCUCUCCUUUCUGUGUAUAGAGUAGCAUCAUAACACCACUUAUUAAACAGAGUUUAUUAUGUU
Molecule: messenger RNA, 2521 nt
Organism: Osmerus eperlanus (European smelt)
Lineage: Eukaryota; Metazoa; Chordata; Actinopteri; Osmeriformes; Osmeridae
Gene: clk2b
Product: CDC-like kinase 2b
Exons: 11
Coding region: 427-1611 (394 amino acids)
Biological process (GO): regulation of RNA splicing; peptidyl-tyrosine phosphorylation
Cellular component (GO): nucleus
Molecular function (GO): protein serine/threonine kinase activity; ATP binding; protein tyrosine kinase activity
Source: RefSeq, a predicted model, not a curated record